GACGUCGCUUCAUACUGCUACAGUGUUUAUAGCACUAUUAAUAUCCAUACAGUUGAUUAUUAUGUCGGAGGUACGUGCAACUCCCCCGCCGGAUGUCUUCCAAGAUGGUUUGGAGGGCAUCUCAUCUACAGCCAAGCGUGCAGCUCCCAAAAAUCAAAACAAUAACUAUUCCGCCAGUUACAUUCCUGUGAACACUCAUAAUACCGACUUACAAGCGCCGCCCGCACUGCGUGGACGUAAAACUUUUGCAUUUUGGACGCUGGUAGGACUGCUAUUCGUCCUAGCCGUCGGUAAUCUGGUCCUGACGAUGACAAUCCUUGGAGUGUUGAAAUUAGGACAAGGCAUGCAAAGUUUGGAACUAGUUCCGGAGUACUCUGCCAUCAAGCUCUUUGGUAACACCGAUCUCAAUGAUAUUUAUAAACGCGACGGACGCCUUGAGAGUUACAUGGACCAUCCGAUACAGAUCGACGGCAUUGAUGCACCCCUAGUUUUCAACUUGACUAAUAAGUACGGACGCACCGUGCAGAAACUAGAAAUGAGCAAGAACGGAACCAUCAUCAACAAUACUAACAACUUUCUUGUCAAAGAUGAUGAAGAAAAUGAGAUCUUUACGACAAACGCGCCGAGUUUCAAUGUUCCGCAUGCAAUGCGAAAGUUAAACACCACUACAAUACAUACCAAUCGUAUUGUCGCGCCGCUAAAAGAUGAUUUGCUACUGGAGGGUAAAAGUGUACAUGUGCGAGGAUCAGAAGGGACGACACUGGAAGGCCGCGACCUUGUAAUAACCGCUGAUCGCGACAUUUAUAUCAAAUCGUUGAACGGAUCGAUUGUACUCGUUGGCAAAGAUGGCGUCCGACUGGAUCAUAAGAAACUGCCGAUAUUCUUGCCGAAGAUCAAUGAUAAGCUGACAAUGCAAUACAAAGUUUGCGUGUGCAUGCCGCAGGGGAAACUGUUCAAGAUUCCAGUGACAAGGGACAACGCAAGAGUUUACUGCGAUCGCAUCAAUAUGCAGCAGUUUAAUCCAUGCAUAUAAACAUAUAACACAAGACUAACCGACAAUACUAUGAAUAUUUGAUAAUUAAUGUAGUUGAUAGAAAAUGAAUAAUCAUAUCAUGUAAACAAUUCGUUGUAAAAAAUAUUUAGAAUUUGUUAGUGGUAAGCAAUUCUCCUUUGUUGAAUAAUUAUUGAAUAAAAAAAGUUAUAAUAUCUUGAAAGUGAA
This is a messenger RNA of Dalotia coriaria, 1219 nucleotides long. RefSeq names its product sarcoglycan beta (gene Scgbeta). Lineage: Eukaryota; Metazoa; Arthropoda; Insecta; Coleoptera; Staphylinidae. The transcript has a single exon. Gene Ontology annotation, cellular component: sarcolemma; sarcoglycan complex. The record is from RefSeq and is a predicted model, not a curated record. Gene Ontology annotation, biological process: muscle organ development. Bases 62 to 1033 code for a protein of 323 amino acids.